AUGCCAUUCGUAAAGAGUGGACUUGUGCAAUUGUUCAAUGCGAUCUCCUAUUAUGGACUGAUGUCAUCUUUUGCGGUGCAGGUUGCUGCGGGAGGCAACUCGGCGAGUGCCUCUCAGGUAAUUCCGAACAUGGUGUGGAGGAGACUCUUUUGUGUUUUGGUACGAUAUGACUUGUCGAUAGAUGCUAACGCUUUCUCCGAUUUUAGUGACUCCGGCGAACAUAUCACCGACAGUCUCGGCAAACUCCAAUACAUUCCAUUCCCAACCUGCAAGGAGACCUCCCUCCCCCUCGCCCUUCGCUACGGUGUUACGGAGACAGUCAAUUGCACCAUUGACAGAGUUUCUGAUGAACUUUACCACCUCCUCGAGUACUAUGUCCACUCUGAUGUGCCGAUGAACUGCCGUGUGCCAACAGCGCCCCUUCUGCCGCCCACAUCUUCAGAUUCGGAUGACAAGGCACAUGAAGGCGAGGCCGUAGGCACCGAGCUUUCUGCUCUGAGUGAGGAAGGACCUCCUUAUACUCCAAUCACCUUUGCGCUGCAGGGGACGUUGCAGCGCAGUCAUCUUCAUAUCUGGACAGAUAUGAAUGUACUCAUGCACAACAUCGUCUCGACGCCAAAGAAAAAUAAACGGAAGACCAAGAAAGUGGCGCCGGGAUAUGCUGUGGCCGGUACUGCAUACUCGGUUCCUGAAUUCGAAUUAUCCGUUCUCAACAGCAAGAAGAAGGUUUCCGAUGAAGAGAAGGAGGCAGCUGCCGUGGCUGAGGCUGCCCGUGAGCCUUGGACAGCGGGGCAUGGCACGAAGGUUAUUCGUGAGCAGCCUCUCACCUUCACUUUCCAUGUGAGUUGGGUUGAAGGUGGAGGAGGCAUCGGAUGGCCAUCCCGGGGGUCUGCUGCUAGUGAGUUGACGGGGGGAACAGGUUUCUUCUCGAAACUGUUCUUCUUCGUUCUGGCUGCAUCAUUGGGAGCAGCCAUGGCCUUGUAUUGGGAACGGGCUCGGCGACGGGGCUGGCGAGGCGAUGGGAUCCUCGGUGUACCUUCUCGGGGAAAGGGGUCGGUUGGAGUUGUAUAUGGUAAUGGCGGAAAAUCCAAUGGUUAUGGGGGUUAUUCCGCUAGCAACGUCUCAAUGACGGGGAACGGAGGAGGGUAUGGGUACGGAGGGUUCUCGGCUGGGAAGAAAGAUUAG
Molecule: messenger RNA, 1185 nt
Organism: Aspergillus oryzae RIB40
Lineage: Eukaryota; Fungi; Ascomycota; Eurotiomycetes; Eurotiales; Aspergillaceae
Exons: 3
Coding region: 1-1185 (394 amino acids)
Source: RefSeq, a predicted model, not a curated record